This is a messenger RNA of Neoarthrinium moseri, 786 nucleotides long. RefSeq lists its product as uncharacterized. The coding region runs from base 1 to 786 and encodes 261 amino acids. The transcript has a single exon. The record is from RefSeq and is a predicted model, not a curated record. Lineage: Eukaryota; Fungi; Ascomycota; Sordariomycetes; Amphisphaeriales; Apiosporaceae.
AUGGGGACCUAUGCUGUCCUAGGUUCAACGGGCAACUGUGGCACCGCCUUGAUUAAGAAUCUUCUGCGACGUCCCGACGCGAAGAUCCGAGCCUACUGCCGCAACCGCCAGAAGCUUCUGCAUCUUCUACCAGAAAUCGAAUCUAGCACCCAGUCCACCAUCUUCGAAGGAAGAAUCGAGGAUACUGAACUCCUCACUAAAUGCAUCAGCAACUGUCAAGCCAUAUUUCUAGUCAUCUCGACGGCAGAUAAUAUACCUGGAUUGCGUGCCGCCCAGGACACCGCAGCAAGCGUAAUUCACGCGCUCGAGUGCCUCAGGACGACCAACAAGGCAUUCAAGUCACCCCGUCUGGUUCUUCUCUCUUCUGCGAUUCUCGACGACCACCUUUCCCGCCAUACACCCUGGAUCUUACGGAAAGUACUGCAUCUCUCGGCUUCAAAUGUCUAUGCAGAUUUGGAAGUAGCGGAAAGCAUGCUUCGGGGGCAACAAGACUGGCUGACGACAAUCUUCAUGAAACCGGGCGCGCUUUCUAUUGAUGUGCAGCGAGGUCAUGCGCUGAGUCUAACAGAUGAGGGAAGUCCGCUUUCGUAUCUUGAUUUGGCCGCGGCUAUGAUCGAGGCCGCUGAUGACACGGGAACACGAUAUGAUAUGCAGAAUGUUGGGGUGCUCAACACCAAUGGUGCGGCCUGUUUUCCAAGAGGCACACCUAUGACCAUCGUUGUAGGACUUAUUAGUCAUUUCUUGCCCUUUUUGUUUCCUUAUCUGCCUCAUACAGGGCCUGGAUGA